Meloidogyne enterolobii is the source of this 762-nucleotide messenger RNA. The record is from the annotation of a GenBank genome assembly. Lineage: Eukaryota; Metazoa; Nematoda; Chromadorea; Rhabditida; Meloidogynidae.
AUGGAAGCGACACAUCCCGAAUCUUUGCCUAGUCAUCAUGAACUUAAUUUUGUACCAGCAGAUCCUCUAACAAUGGCUGAUCGUCAUAUUAUUGCAAAACAUGGAAUUCGCGAUAUGGCAGAACAGUCUGGAAUGAUUGCAUCUUUUAUGGCUAAAUUUAGUUCAACUGCGUUUGGUAAUGCUUGUCAUAUUCAUAAUGCUGAAACAGGAAAAAAUUCAUUUUAUGAUCAAAAUGAUGAAUAUGGAAUGUCAACAUUAGCCCGUAAUUGGAUUGCUGGAUUAUUGAAAUACGUGCCCGAAGCGGCUUAUUUCUUUGCUCCCUACAUCAACUCCUAUAAAAGACUUCAACCGAAUACUUUCGCGCCAACAAAAUGUUGUUGGGCAAUUGACAAUCGAACAAGCGCAUUUCGACUUUGUAAUUCAAAAUCAGCUGGAAUUAAUGUUGAGCUGCGUAUCGGCGGCGCCGAUUUGAAUCCUUAUUUAGCUUUUUCUGCAAUCAUAGCCGCAGGAAUUAGCGGGAUAGAAGAAAAGCUUGAACUUCCGUCACCUGCAUCUGGCAAUGUUUACGAUGUUAAGGAAUUACCUGAAUUUCCUAAUUCCUUACAUAAAGCUACACAUCUUCUAAAAGAAUCGAAAAUGCUGAAUAAAACAUUUGGGGAGAAGUUGAUUCUACAUUAUGUUAACGCUGCUAAUGUUGAAAUUAAUGAAUUUUCAAAACAAGUUACCGACUGGGAGCUUAAUCAAGGAUUUAAUAGAUAUUAA